Cimex lectularius (bed bug) is the source of this 2628-nucleotide messenger RNA. It is a transcript of the gene atos, whose product is annotated as protein FAM214A. The record is from RefSeq and is a predicted model, not a curated record. The transcript has 15 exons. Bases 295 to 2493 code for a protein of 732 amino acids. Lineage: Eukaryota; Metazoa; Arthropoda; Insecta; Hemiptera; Cimicidae.
AAAUAAACGCCCUUUGUAGGCUGUCAUUCAAUUUAAAACGGUUCAAAGCCGAGCGAAUUGGGAUCGGACAGUCGUCCCGAUUUCGCAAAUGGCCAGUUCAAGUUGGUAGCAGCUCGGCCGAGUUGCUCUCGCCUAUUUGACGCCUUUUCCAAGAGGGUUUUGCAAGGGAGCAGCGCCGAGACGAAGGAGGAAUUAUGGAAAAUUAUCUGAUAAAGGCGAGAGGAAAGUCGUUUUCCUCAGAAGGGUUUUUAUGACGAUUGAUUAUUUUGGUUGGAAGUUAGUGUGACACAUCCAAUGGGGUCUGGAGGUCAUUUGUUUGUCGAUGUUGGUAUGAUGUUGAUAGAGGGAAGAAUAGGCGAAACUGGGACGAAUCUCGGAUUUAGAGAAGGCCCUCAUUGCCCUCAGUUCAGUAAUUCUCCCUGUCUCCAUAAGUGCCAAGAUUCGUCUUUCCUUUGUGAAAGAGCUUGCAAGCUGAGGAAGCAUAUGGCCUUGUUGAGUGAAAAUUGUGCACCGAUGUGUAUUGAUGUCCUGUUAUGCCCAGAUUGUCUUUGCGGGCAGAAUCGAGCCAAUUCUACUAACAUUUGCCAAGUAGCUUCUCCAACUGAUUUGCUGAUUGAGCAAUGGACAGUCUCCAUAAUAAACAGCCGAAACAGUGGGGGAGUGAAUGUGCCUUCUGGUGCUGUGACAGAACGAGUCUUAUUGCAAGCUCUUAGAUCUCAACUUCAUUUUUCUCAGCUCUCUGCUUGGUAUUCUCUUGGAAAAAUUAAACAUGUAUGUUACCGUUUGUCCCACCCGGUCGGGUGUUCUGGAUUUACAAGGACACCUGUGGAACAUCAUUUUCCAAUUGCAAAUCUAACCCCAGACACAUAUCUGAAGGUCAGUUUAAAGUCUUUACCAAGGAUGGACAUGAUGCCUAUUGUGCAUUGCCCACAACAUUCUGGUCCUUCAACCCUUUCUGCAACUGUCACUGUGUUUAAAUCAGUCUUUGCCGAGUUAGGCCAGUGUCUGUUGGACCCGCCAACCCGUAUACCGGCUGUGAGAAAUGGUUUCAUGCUGUGGAGAGACAGUAAUAAAGAUUCGUCACCUGCAAGAAGGCGGAGAAUUUCACCACCGAAAUUGAACAAACCGUCAAGUCAAGUGUACAUAGGUGUAGUAGAUGACAGAAUGCAGAGUGGUUGUAAAUACAUAGGAAAGCAUCAUUGUGAAGAUGAAGUUGAGAUUUCUUCUUGUAGCAAGAGCAUAUCGUCCAAUCAAAUUAACACCCAACAAAGCUGUUACUUUCCAAAUUACCAAAUAACAGGGCCAAAAGAAAAAGACGUAUCAAGUGUAGGAAGAAACAACUGUGAUAUAUCUGACGGACAAUUGUUGGACGAAAGGGGCCAGAUGCAGCAUUUACUGCAGAUGGAGAAAAACAAAGAUAUUAAAAUGAAUGUGGGAAGUAGCAGGGCCGAGGUCCUCAUUACUUCGAUGCUCAAACAUAGCAAAGUCCCUACUGCGGUAAAUCCUCUUAAGCGUAAAUGGGUGACAGGCUUUGGCACAUCCCAAGAGGCUAGUUCAAAAAAACUUCUAUCUGAAAUAACCAUCAGUAACAGUAAGAAGUUAAACCAAGAAAAAGAACACAAUGAUCUUGCAGAAACAUUUAAUCGGCUUGAUAUCUCCAACAAUGCAAUUAAUGAAAAGCCGAAAGAACGUUUCAGCUCAAAAAGAAAAGUAUAUGGAGAGGACUCUGUUCGACAGCUUAAUAAUGUAAAGACGUUAGCCAUACCUUCACCUUCCAAUCGUAAUUACCGCCUUUGUUGGACGACAGAUUCAAGUUCAGAAGAGACAGAAGGAGAAAGUCCGGUUGGUAUGACCAAAGCGAAAAAUCACUUACUUAGUCAACGAAAUUUAGCGUUUUCUGUGAACCAAAAGGAUAAAAAGUCAAAACUUCUUAGGCCUUUGUUAGGCAAUUAUGAAGAAAAUCUUUUAUCGGGUAGAUUACAACCUUCUUCAGUGAUCAAUGGUUUCACUGCUGAUCUUGGCGCUAGCGGAACAUUUUGUCCUCAGCAUCUUCGUUUACCUGUAACAGUUUCGUUUUUUGCAAUAGAGCCACAUUCUACCCCAUACUUGGGUGAGAUCUUCUUGAAUAAGAAGGGGUAUACCAUCCCACCGACCGGUACUAUCCAGCUCACUCUACUCAACCCAUUGGGCACUGUGAUCAAAAUGUUUGUUGUCGCAUAUGAUGUGACUGACAUGCCUUGCAAUAGCCACACUUUUAUUCGUCAAAGAACAGUUUCAGACCCCCAACGACCAAGUCAUUACCUCAUUCAUCUCAGGCUAAGGAGGUCUAAAUCUGGGAGAGUUUCACUUGGCUCCGAUAUCAAGCUAAUUGUCAGCCGUCAGUAUGACAUUGACAGCUCGAUAAGGCUUGAUCUGGACACAGCAGAAAACAGUUCAGCUCUCAAAGUGAUAACAGUGAUGCCAUUGAAUCCAAAGUAUACAGUGAUAAAAUAAAGCACAUAAUUUUCUUUCCCUCUCUCUUUUUUCAUUUUAAUUCGUUGUUGACCAUAGAAUGGUCUUUAAUUAAUAAGUACCAAAAGUAUUGAUUGAAUGUUGUAAAUUGAAAAUAUAUUUAUCAGUGGAGCUAUA